Messenger RNA from Rosa rugosa (rugosa rose), 608 nucleotides. Its product is annotated as glutathione S-transferase T3-like. Bases 81 to 608 code for a protein of 175 amino acids. Lineage: Eukaryota; Viridiplantae; Streptophyta; Magnoliopsida; Rosales; Rosaceae. The transcript is spliced from 2 exons. The record is from RefSeq and is a predicted model, not a curated record.
UCUCCUUCACAAUUUUCCAUUCAUUAACCCAUCUUCUUGUUCUUAAAUAUAUCUUCCUUUUUUAUUUUGUCUUGGAAAAAAUGGCUCCAAGAGGGGAUUCUUGGAGGCACAAUGAAGAAGUUAUUCUUUGCCAAGCUUGGAUCACCAUUGGGGGUGAUGGUUGCAUCGGAAAAGAUCAAAAGUCGGAUUUAUUGUGGAGUCGUGUGGCGGAGGAGUACAAUGCUCACAAACCGGCCGGUUGCAUGGAGAGAACACAUUCUAGUUGCCACUCUCGUUGGAAGAGAAUAAGUCCGGCAUGUAUGAAGUGGCGCCAAGCUCUUAACAAGGUCGAACACUUUCAACGAAGAAGCGGCGAAAAUAUGGAGGACGAGCUCAUGAAUGUUAAAUCAACGUACUACGACUCGGAAGGUUGCGAUUUUGUGUUUGAGCAUUGUUGGCAAUACUUGAAAAAUACGGAAAAGUUUGGGAAAACGCCAUCAAUGGAAAACACCCACUUUAGUCCUAAUCAUGUCAACUUGGAUAGCGAUGAAACACCCACUACUGAGGAUGAGCUUCCCUCAUCAAGAAAGGCACGUCCUCAAGGACAGAAAGCUCAGAAGCUAGCUUAG